Molecule: messenger RNA, 4273 nt
Organism: Hipposideros armiger (great roundleaf bat)
Lineage: Eukaryota; Metazoa; Chordata; Mammalia; Chiroptera; Hipposideridae
Gene: AP4S1
Product: adaptor related protein complex 4 subunit sigma 1
Exons: 6
Coding region: 3647-4081 (144 amino acids)
Biological process (GO): protein transport
Source: RefSeq, a predicted model, not a curated record
CAUCGCGCCACUCGGCCGGCCCCAGUUCUUAUUUUUUGUAAUUUCAUGGAUUCAUAAAAAUCUUCUAAUACAAAAGGCACCAGGAUUUGCAAAUCAUUAUUCUAGACUACUCUAAGAAAACGAUGACAUUAAAAGGAAACAAUGUAGGGGAAACAAAGUACUCCCCCACUAAAAAUGAAGAAAUCAAGUUAUGUAUAAGUGAAAUAUCUCCUAUUAAUGAAAGAUCAUUAGUUGGCAACAUCUGUCGUGUUAUGACAAAUCUGUAUGCCCAAGUGUGCAAACUCAAAUUAAAAUUUUUAUAUUUGGUGGAGAAUUAGUAGUUUUACAAUACAAACCCCUGGACUACAUUUUCUAUGUAUUAUCUGUGUCAUAUUUUCAUUCUUGACAAAUAAGCAUUUUGUAUGAGAAAUGUACAGAGAAAAAUACAAGGACAUGUUGGAAACAUACAUCAACUAGACUUGACAUAUUAUGAGAGCUCAAAAAAACUUUGUUGAAGUGUACUGAAGUGUAUGCCAUUUAAUGGUAGACAAAAUAUUACAGGGCAGAUUCCACUUCUAUGAAAAAUGCUAAGAUGACAACACAGCACAGUGAUUAUAAGAGUAGUAAUAAGACCACAGGCUUUGGAUUCAGACAAAUUUGGGUUCAAAUAUCAGCUACAGUACUUAAGGCAAAGUUAUUUAACCUAACUUUGUCUCCUCAUCUGUGAAACAGAAAUGAUACCUACUUCAUAAGGUUAUAGUGCCAAUUAAAUGUCAGUUAUAAUUUUUAUAUAACAUGAAUUGCCAAAAUCCACAGUCCAUUUUUUUCUAAGUCUCUGGAGAAUGAGGCAGAGGCCUGCAUAUUUUUUACAGUUUUACAAGUGGUUCUGACUAGCACUUUUAUUUAGGAAUCACUGUCCUAGAGCCUUACUAACAAAGCUUUACCUCAGUCCAAAGUAAGGAACCGUCACAAAGAUAAAAAGUCACAAGACAUGAUCCUUUGGCUUAGUUCCAAGUUUCUAAGACAGCCCUUUACCCCAAAUUCCUUUUACAGAAAGAACCAUACUACAAAGUUCCAAUUUAAAGUCCUUUCCAAAGCCAGGAAAAACAUGAUUCCAUAUUGAAAUUUUACAUCAAAAUAGGUACACCUUAGCCUCUUCCUAUUCCAAUUACUGAAUAGUUUUAACAUUGAAUACUUUAAAUCUAUGUAUAGGUGACCACUGUACCCAAGGCUUACAUAUACAAUAUGUAAGCUGUCUUGUUUUUUAAUCUUCCUUAAAAAUAAGUUUAUAGUUUAAAUUUAUUGAUGCUUCACUUAAACACUCCCAAUAAAUUUUUAUUCAACACAUACAUUUUUAAAUGUGCACAAUCUUACUAAAAACUGAUCGCACCUAACAUAAAUUCAAUAUUCCAGAAGCAAACCUGAAACCAUCCUAAGUAACCCAAUAAAACAUUGCAGAGAAAUACAUAAAACAGAAACACAUAAACAUAAUCAUGAACAUUUUAUUCCAAAACAAUCAGUAUGAAAUUAUGACAAUCCCUGGAAGAAAUUAAGAGUUUAAAAACACUAGAACUUCUUCAAAAUAAGCAAACAAACAAAACGCUUAGAAUGAAGAAAUACGCCAAAAGUUGAUCAACUGAAAGCAAACAAGUAAAAGGAAUCUCCCUUAAAAGCCUUUUCUGUUACUGUCAAGGAGAGAACUAGACAGGAAAGCAAGAGCUAUACAGACAAUAUAGACUUUACUAAUGUAUGUAUUUUACUAAUUCAAACAAAAGACAUUUUCUCAGCUAUUUACAUUAGUGAAGCUUAUGAAUGACUAAUGCAAUUGCUAACUUGAAAAGUGGUAUAAUCCAAGCUUUCAUAUAACAGUACAAAGGUUAUAAACCCUGUAUCAGGGACUGGUGAAGUACUAUUUAGUGAGCCCAAGCCUCAAUGCACUUGUACAUGCAAUUUUUAAAAAUAAAUGCUUUACUAUCUUCACUCACACAGAAUAUUAAGUUUGUAACAUGAUGUAAUAGAAAGUUGUGUAUCAACAGAAUAUAAAUCCCAAAUAUGUUAAAGAAGACUAUACAGAAGUUAAAAGAAAUAAGACAAUUUUGACUUAAGCUAUUUGAAAGUUAUUUUCGAAAGCCCAGUAGUAUACGAAAAUACAAUUCUAAAACACUGAAUUGACUAACAGGUGCUAAUUUAUAAUUAAUUUUUUCUAGACUCGAUGAAGUGUCAAAAUACAAAAGUAUUCUUACUUUUUAAAAGUUUACUAAGUCAAAUAAAAGUUUACUAGUCCAAAAUCAAACUGAAGGGUUAUGUAUUUGUUGGAGAACACCCUUUCUAAGUUAAUUCAAUAUUCCUUCUUUAAACGCCUUUUCCUAUUUACUGUAGGCAUAUAUGACAUAUAUUUCAGCUAACAAUACUGCUUACAUUCUAAAUAUAUAUCAGCCUGAAAAACAGGUGCAACACUACUUAGAUGCAUGUUUUUUUCUUCUAAGCCUAAAUUUGACCAGGAAAGGAUUCAAAAAUAAACACAAAUACCCAAAAAAAGUUGAACAAUCCUUUUAAAAAGAUGUAGCCGUUCUGAAAUCCAAGACAUGAGCCCUUAAACUACCAGUAUCUUCCAAAAGUUAGUUAAACCAGCCCAUCCAAGUUUCACCUUAGCAGGAUCGAGUCAGGCUUAAUUAUGAAGGGUCCUGGGGAUAUUUAACUUUGCUUCCCCUCUGAGUUAGUAAUGUGAGACAAGUACGUCUUACUCCCAGGUAAUACUAAAUCUUUUCUCAGUCGUUUCACAAAGACAACAGAUAGCCUGGUUUUGCUUUUUAUGGGUAAAACUGGGGAUAGAGGGGGGAGGCCUCGUGAAGGGUACCCUAAAAUGAAACAUUCAGUACAGGCAGACCUCGUUUUAUUGCGCUUCGCAUUAUUGCGCUCCACAGAUGCUGCGUUUACAAACUGAAGGCAAGACCCUCCACAAGCAAAAGCUUUGCGAUUCGCUUUAUUGCGGUGGUUUGGAACUAAACCGCAAUACCGCCAAGGUAUGCCUGUAUGGAGAAGGCUUGCUGAGUCAGUCACUAAAGUAAGAAUAGGGAAUCUAAAGUGAUUACGGCAGCAUCCCAAGUAAGAAGGUACUUAAAGUUAGCGGUAGGAAAUGAAAAAACUUCACAGUUCAGCGCAAAGUCAUUGUGCUUGGUAGUAGACCUGGAAAGACGCGUGGCUGUCAAGGGGCAAGUGCGUACCAACUCCAGAGGAGGGGGCCAGACGUGCCAAAUCGGAAAGAGGGGUGAUCCGGGAAAAGGUGGUAAAAUGCCCAUCCCAGUCUCUCUUCUCGAGUUCUCCAUCUCAAGAGGCACAAACAAGAACAAGCUCGGUAUCCAGCAGCCCCCACGCCGGACUCUCCCACAGAGAGGAGCCCAGCCCCAAGCCCCGGAGGCCCGGGCAGGCCGCCUCCGGAGGAGCCCCCGCAGACGCCAUACUAAAAGCCAAAAUGGCUGCCCCAAGGAAGCCCGCACCGCGCAGCUAGUGAGGGUUGGGGAACCAGCUUCUGCGGGAAAGGGGAAGGAGAACUCUAGGAAGAGCUGUGGCUAGGUCCAACGCCCCCUGAGCCGCACAGGUUCUAGUUACAGCCACCCCUUGCCAUAACUUUUGACCUAUAUUUGGAAAAAUACUGGCCAGAAAAAAAAUGAUAAAAUUUUUCCUUAUGGUGAAUAAACAAGGGCAGACCCGACUUUCUAAGUACUAUGAACAUGUGGAGAUUAAUAAGCGCACACUUCUGGAAACAGAGGUCAUAAAGAGCUGUCUCUCUCGAUCCAAUGAACAAUGCUCGUUCAUUGAAUUCAAGGAUUUUAAGCUAGUCUAUCGGCAGUAUGCAGCUCUCUUCAUCGUGGUUGGAGUUAAUGACACUGAGAACGAGAUGGCGAUUUAUGAAUUCAUCCAUAACUUUGUAGAAGUUUUAGAUGAUUACUUCAGCCGAGUGAGCGAAUUAGAUAUAAUGUUUAAUUUGGAUAAAGUACACAUCAUUUUGGAUGAGAUGGUGUUAAAUGGCUGCAUUGUGGAGACGAAUCGGGCAAGAAUUCUUGCCCCUCUACUAAUUCUUGAUAAGAUGUCAGAAAGCUGAAAAGUGGCUCUGCCAAGCAACAUCGACAUAGGAAAUGAGAACACGGUAUACCACUCAACAUCUAUAGCCCAAAAGAAUCAAGAAGAGCACACAUUGCAGAAUGGGGUAUACUUCCAAAGACAUUUUAAAUAGGUGUUUUUCACACCUAAAUGGAAAAUGAAACUAUAUUUUAAAAUAUGAUAUACAAAGAAA